This is a messenger RNA of Lachancea lanzarotensis, 2136 nucleotides long. Its product is annotated as LALA0S03e08614g1_1. Bases 1 to 2136 code for a protein of 711 amino acids. The transcript has a single exon. Gene Ontology annotation, cellular component: cytoplasm. Lineage: Eukaryota; Fungi; Ascomycota; Saccharomycetes; Saccharomycetales; Saccharomycetaceae. Gene Ontology annotation, biological process: glycogen biosynthetic process. The record is from RefSeq and is a predicted model, not a curated record. Gene Ontology annotation, molecular function: alpha-1,4-glucan glucosyltransferase (UDP-glucose donor) activity.
AUGCCUAGAGAUAUACAAAACCAUCUCUUGUUUGAGAUUGCAACAGAAGUGGCCAACCGCGUAGGCGGUAUUUACUCGGUUUUGAAAUCCAAAGCCCCCAUUACAUGCGCGAAAUACCGUGACAAUUACACCCUUUUGGGUCCCUUGAAUCGCGCCACUUAUCAAACGGAGGUAGAGCCAUUGGAUUGGACAGAUCCAAGCACGUUCGAGUCCCGUGGCGUGCACACACCAGAAAUACGCACGGCAUUGGAAAACAUGCAAAAAAGGGGCGUGAGUUUUGUAUAUGGCCGUUGGCUAAUUGAAGGAGCACCGCGUGUGAUUUUAUUCGAUUUGGACUCUGUGCGGUGCUAUCUGAACGAGUGGAAAUCGGAUUUGUGGGAUAUCGCAGGCAUUCCAUCCACCGAGAGCGACGCAGAGACAAACGACGCCAUUUUGCUUGGCUAUUCCGUGGCUUGGUUUCUCGGGGAGUUAGCGCAUUUGGACCAACGCCACGCAAUCGUGGCUCAUUUUCACGAAUGGCUCGCUGGUGUAGCUCUGCCCUUGUGUCGUAAACGUCGAAUUGACGUUGUCACCAUUUUCACUACCCAUGCCACUCUCUUGGGUCGGUAUUUGUGUGCCGGAAACGUGGAUUUCUACAAUAAUCUUGACAAAUUUGAUGUUGAUGCAGAAGCGGGCAAAAGAGGCAUUUAUCACCGGUACUGUGUAGAGCGUGCAGCGGCUCACACCGCCGAUGUUUUCACCACGGUAUCACAAAUCACUGCAUAUGAAUCGGAAUUCUUACUGAAACGAAAGCCAGAUGGCAUCUUGCCUAACGGUAUCAAUGUGGUCAAGUUUCAAGCGGUUCACGAAUUUCAAAAUUUGCACGCUCUGAAAAAGGAGAAGAUUGACGAUUUCGUAAGGGGACAUUUCCAUGGGCAUUACGACUUCAAUCUUGACAACACCCUUUACUUCUUCAUUGCUGGAAGAUACGAGUACAGAAAUAAGGGUGCUGAUAUGUUUAUUGAAGCCCUUGCUCGUUUGAAUUAUCGUCUCAAAAUGGCGGAUUCAAAAAUGACCGUGGUUGCCUUUAUCAUUAUGCCUGCCAAGAACAAAUCCUACACGGUAGAUGCCUUAAAAGGACAAGCGGUCGUUAAGUCUUUAGAAAACACAGUGCAUGAUGUUACGAACUUGAUUGGGAAACGGUUAUUUGAAUACGCCAUGCGUAACCCCAAUGGCGUCGGAGCGGAAAUUCCUACCGAAUUAGAUCAAUUGUUGAAACCAUCGGACAAAGUUCUUUUGAAAAGGAGAGUUUUAGCGCUCAGACGACCAGAGGGAACCUUGCCACCUGUGGUAACACAUAACAUGGUUGAUGAUACCACCGACCCAGUGCUCAAUCAAGUCAGAAGGGUCCAGUUGUUCAAUCACUCUAAUGAUCGUGUGAAGGUUAUAUUCCAUCCUGAAUUUUUAAAUGCCAACAACCCCAUCUUAUCACUCGACUACGACGAGUUUGUUCGAGGUUGCCACUUGGGUGUGUUCCCAUCUUACUACGAACCUUGGGGGUACACCCCAGCAGAAUGUACAGUCAUGGGAAUUCCCUCUGUGACCACCAAUCUGUCUGGGUUUGGUGCUUACAUGGAAGACCUAAUCGAGCAGGACCAAGCCAAGGAUUACGGUAUCUACAUUGUAGACCGGCGAUUCAAAAGUGCAGACGAGUCUGUGGAACAGCUUGUCGACUACAUGGAGUCUUUUACGCAAAAGACUCGCAGACAAAGAAUCAAUCAAAGAAACAGAACCGAGAGAUUGUGCGACUUGCUGGACUGGAAGCGCAUGGGCCUGGAAUACGGCAAAGCACGGCAGUUGGCAUUACGCAGGGCGUACCCGGAUUUGUACAAGGCUGCUGUGGGUGGAGAAGAGAUCAGUGACGUGAGCAUGAACUCGCUGGCCGGGGGCAAGAAAAUCAAAGUCUCACGUCCACUCAGCGUUCCUGGGUCUCCGCGUGACCCUCGAGCGGAGAGCAUUGGAAGCACUGUUCUCAUGACGCCUGGCGAUCUGGGAACUUUGCAGGACGCCAAUAAUACCGACGACUACUUCUAUCUCAGCAUGGGUGUAGAGGAUGAAGAGGAAGAAGAAGUAAAUUAUAUGGCGGCAACGCAAUAA